UCUAAGAUAGUAAGGGUACUAAUAUUGAUAAAAGAACAAGACGAUAGAGAUUGUUUUUUGUUUCAUUUGUUCCUCCUCCUCCGGUCCUCCACACACCUUGUGUGAGUGUGCUAGUGUUUGUUCACCUGCUAAUCUAGUCCUCCACUGCUACUGGUAACAACAGGUACGAGCCCUGUUGGUCGUAGCUUUAAUGGAUCAUGGGUUUUUGGCUGACAUUGAUGACGAAUAUGAAAAGUUGGUGAUUCAGUUGAACCCUCCGAGGGUCACUGUCGACAACACUUCCAGCAGGAAAGCCACCUUGGUGCAGGUCAGCUGCUUGGUGGACAGUGCUAACAGGCAAGGGAGCUUGCUGGAGGUGGUGCAGGUAUUGACUGACCUCAACCUCACCAUCACCAGGGCAUACAUCUCCUCUGACGGAGAGUGGUUUAUGGAUGUGUUCCAUGUUGUAGACCUGUGCGGGAACAAAAUCUACGAUGGUGAAGUCAUCGACCGCAUUCAACAGUCACUAGCGGCAAGAGCAUCAAGCUCACAGUCUGUGGGCAUACAAGCCUCUUCGGAACACACUUCCAUCGAAUUGAUCGGCAGAGAUCGACCAGGGCUGCUUUCUGAGGUCUUUGCAGUUCUCUCAGACCUCAAAUGCAACAUCGUCGCAGCUGAAGUAUGGACGCACAAUUCUCGGAUGGCAUCAGUUGUUUACAUCACAGAUGAAGAGAGUGGAGGAGCCAUUGAUAACAGUGAUAGGCUUGGGAAUAUCAAGCGCCUCCUGCGCUAUAUUCUUGUAGGAGAUAGAGAUAAGAGGAGCGCAAAGACUGCCAUUUCUGUAGGUGUAACUCACACUCAGAGGAGAUUGCAUCAGAUGUUGUAUGCCGAUAGGGACUACGACCGAGACGACACUGAGCUCGAACAUGUUUCGGUGGACCGGAGCAAGCUAGUCGUGAGCGUGGAGAAUUGCACUGAGAAAGGCUACUCCAUGGUGAAUGUGAGGUGUGAUGAUCGGCCCAAGUUACUCUUUGACACUGUUUGCACUCUCACAGAUAUGCAGUAUGUGGUGUUUCAUGCCACUGUGAUUGCUGAAGGGCCAGAAGCAUAUCAGGAAUACUACAUUAGACAUGUCGAUGGUAGCCCCAUUAGCUCAGAAGGGGAAAGGCAAAGGUUAGUGCUAUGCUUGGAGGCUGCAAUCAGAAGAAGGAAUAGAGAGGGUGUGAGACUUGAACUUUGCUGUGAAGAUAGAGUUGGCUUGCUUUCUGAUGUUACUCGCAUAUUUAGAGAAAAUGGGCUUUCGGUCACACGAGCCGAGGUCACUACUCGGGGAUCUCAGGCUGUCAAUGUGUUCUAUGUCACAGAUUCAUCAGGAAAUCCAGUUAACAGUCGAACGAUCGAGGCAGUGCGAAACGAAAUUGGGCAGGCAAUCCUGCAGGUCAAGGAUGAGAUGCAUACAAAAGCUUCAGCAGAUGACAGUGGAAAAUUCUCAUUUGGCAGUCUGUUCAGGUCCAGAUCAGAGAAGUUGCUACAUAACUUGGGGCUGAUCAGAUCGAGCUCCGGAGAUCGGCUUUCUCCUCACUAAUCUCAGUCUUCAUCUUAAUUAUGUGCUGAGCCAUCUGUGGAAGAAUUUUAUGCACUUGCAAGUGUUGGCCACUGUAAAUGAAGUUGAGACCAUUAGAAAGUCUGUUAACAAAUGAGACAUUUAAAAA
Messenger RNA from Zingiber officinale, 1691 nucleotides. Its product is annotated as ACT domain-containing protein ACR4-like. The coding region runs from base 191 to 1564 and encodes 457 amino acids. The record is from RefSeq and is a predicted model, not a curated record. The transcript is spliced from 7 exons. Lineage: Eukaryota; Viridiplantae; Streptophyta; Magnoliopsida; Zingiberales; Zingiberaceae.